Daldinia loculata is the source of this 2049-nucleotide messenger RNA. RefSeq lists its product as uncharacterized. The coding region runs from base 1 to 2049 and encodes 682 amino acids. Lineage: Eukaryota; Fungi; Ascomycota; Sordariomycetes; Xylariales; Hypoxylaceae. The record is from RefSeq and is a predicted model, not a curated record. The transcript has 5 exons.
AUGCGAGGAUUCUUCCUCAGCGAAGAGGAGCUGGGUAAGAAGGAUGAUGACCAUAAGCCCUUUAAGAAUGGCACUGGUUUGCGACAGCCUAAUUGGCAUCCUGCUAGAGUCACUCCGCGACGGUCGCUCAAACGUAUAGCCAUCGCGCUUGUCGUAACUGUGGUCAUCUAUCUCUUCAUCAAGAAUAUACCCGACCUCGGCCCUAACGCACAGAUGCGCCGUCCUAGCUACACCUACUUAGAGGACCUCGAUGCCGCUAUUCCCAAGCGCCCGUCUUACGAACGGUCUAAAUCCCCCCCGACUAAACCGAAUACCCGUCUGCCGAACACGCCCGAGCGCGACUUCAAUGGACCCGUCAAGUUCCUUGAGCUGGCGCAGACACUACAUGCCAUCGGUGGCACAAGAGGGACAAUGGCGAUGAAUAGGAAUGUUCUAUUUGCGACCUCGAGCCUUAAGAGCGCGGCGACGCUGCUGCCGAUCGCCUGCCAGAUGGGAUUAGAACUACAGAAUUAUGUGCACUUUGCCCUAAUGAGUCGGAGCGAUAUCGAUAUACGAGACCUGCGGAAACUUAACGGCAUCGACGAUUCUUGUCAUAUUAUAUUCCACGAUGCGCGUACCGACUAUGCUCAGGUAUCGACAGACGAUCGAAUGGAAAAUGCGGUAUUUCGAGCGUUACAUCACGUCUUUUAUUACAUGCACCCUCAAGCUAUUUUUGUAGAUGGUUCAAGUGAUGAGGAACCGUUCUUCCUACGAGCCGUACAGCAGCACGCAAAUGUCAAGAAGAAUACUUUAAUUGAGCUACCGCGUGGUUCCGGGAAAAGGCUUGAGUGGCUAACAAAGCUCGAUAGUCAGGCUUUACGCAUGUGGAAUAAAGUGCAUAUUGAUAUUCUUAUUCAUGCAGUACCGGGGACUUCGGGGAGCUUGAUCAGACUUCUUAGAUCACUUAGUGCUGCGGACUAUACUUCGGGUUCAGUCCCUCAUCUCACCAUCGAGCUUCCUCACGACAUUGACACAUCAACUAAGCACUUUCUCGAAACGUUCGCCUGGCCACCCGCCCAUAUACCUAAUCCGACUAAUGCACGGCAUCUUUCUCUCCGCCAUCGUAUACCUCGCAAGAGGAUGAAUGAGGAGGAGAGUUCUGCUCAUUUUCUUGAAUCUUUCUGGCCGGCCCAGCCAGAGCUCUCACAUAUAUUAGUACUCUCUCCACAAGCCGAAUUAUCCCCUGAUUUCCUCAAUUACUUAAAAUAUUCUUUAUUAGAAUACAAAUACUCAGCUAUUUCCACCCACCAGCACUGGGAUCGCCGGCUUUUUGGCAUCAGCCUCGAACAACCACUCCAGUUACUGGACGGAAAAGGCUCAUUUUCUCCGCCUUCAAUACUGCAAAACUCCAAGUCUAGCGAUGCUCCACAGAAUGAAGCUUCAACCUCGUUCCUGUGGCAAGCACCUACUAGCAAUGCUGUGCUUUUCCUAGGCGACAAAUGGGUAGAGCUACACGAUUUCGUCUCCAGAUCGCUAGAAGCUAAGCAGGAGUCGGACCCUACCCCAGCGCUCCUGUCAGAAAAGGCCGUGAGCAUACAACAUCCGUCUUGGCUGGAACAUGCCCUAAGACUAGCCCGAGUACGCGGCUAUUGGAUGUUGUAUCCCGGCAUCGACACCGCUAGGAACCUGGCCACGGUCCAUAGAGAGCUAAAGCAUAUACCCGAGGAGUAUGCUACUAAAGAAAAUUCGAAGCCGCUCUUGGCGGACGACGCAACCGAGGAAGAGAUCGAAAAUAUUAGACAAAAGAUCCGAGCAGGGUCGGAGAUUACCCUUGCCCCGGUAUCCCUACUCGACAGCCUUCCUAAUAAAGGAAGCCUGCGCCCAUUUGGCGACUUGCCCAUACUAGCUUGGGAUGGCCGGGAGACAGAUUUCGAAGAACUGAACUCCCUCUCCACUAAGUACUCGGCCGAAUUCAGAGAGAAAGCUGGUAACUGUGCGACAGAACCUGCGGAAAAAUUGAAAGAGAAGGAGCAUUUGUCGACACAAGAUCUAUUCUGUAUAACAGAAUGA